Protopterus annectens (West African lungfish) is the source of this 2769-nucleotide messenger RNA. RefSeq names its product calcium/calmodulin dependent protein kinase ID (gene CAMK1D). The coding region runs from base 470 to 1657 and encodes 395 amino acids. NCBI's taxonomy places the organism in Eukaryota, Metazoa, Chordata, Ceratodontiformes, Protopteridae. The transcript has 11 exons. Gene Ontology annotation, molecular function: ATP binding; calmodulin binding; calcium/calmodulin-dependent protein kinase activity. Gene Ontology annotation, biological process: peptidyl-serine phosphorylation. Gene Ontology annotation, cellular component: intracellular anatomical structure. The record is from RefSeq and is a predicted model, not a curated record.
ACAGCAGUCUGAUGGUGUGGUGAUUUUGAGUUUAGCACCCGUCACGUUGAAACCUUCAGAAAGAAGUACUGAAAAAGAAAUAAUAAAUAAUACAUUUGGACGCAUGGCUGGGAAAAUGCCAUGACAAAGGAAAGGGAAGUUAUUAGGAAUUUUAAAUAAACUGAAGGCUUGCAGCACAAUUAAGAGAGACCAGUUUACCAGCAACAUAAGGUUUUAAAGCUGUAGGAACAACACGGGAGCGAACAUAUACUGUACACGGAAAUUAGUAGGGGCUAUUUGUACAAGAAAUAUAAAGAAGGAAAGUAAAAUAGACGUGCUCAUCAUAUGUCAGGGACCAGGAAGUGUGGCAUCCGGACAGGAGGAUAUUUAACUCUGGCCAAGAGAAAUUAUAAUUACAAUCCGUUGUCUUUCACUUAUUUUUGGCUUCCGAUCGACAGCAAUUAUUGAGAUUUGAUUGUGUGGUACUGCCAUGGCAGGGGAAAACGGGGAAAGCAGCACAUCUUGGAAAAAACAAGCUGAUGACAUCAAGAAGAUUUUCGAAUUUAAAGAAAUUCUCGGAACGGGUGCAUUUUCUGAGGUCGUUCUGGCACAAAAUAAAGCCACUGGAAAGCUUUAUGCAGUUAAGUGUGUUCCAAAGAAAGCACUAAAGGGCAAGGAGAGCAGCAUAGAAAAUGAAAUUGCAGUUCUCAGACGAAUCAAGCAUGAAAACAUUGUUGCUCUAGAAGAUAUUUAUGAGACUCCUAACCACCUCUACCUGGUUAUGCAACUGGUUUCUGGAGGGGAACUCUUUGAUCGGAUAGUAGAGAAAGGCUUUUACACAGAGAAAGAUGCUAGCACCCUGAUACGGCAGGUCUUGGACGCUGUGUAUUAUCUUCACAAAAUGGGCAUUGUGCACCGAGAUCUCAAGCCAGAAAAUUUGUUGUAUUACAGUCCACAUGAAGAAUCAAAAAUCAUGAUCAGUGAUUUUGGAUUAUCAAAAAUGGAAGGAACUGGUGAUGUCAUGUCAACAGCAUGUGGAACCCCUGGUUAUGUUGCUCCUGAAGUACUAGCCCAGAAACCUUACAGCAAAGCAGUGGAUUGCUGGUCAAUUGGUGUCAUUGCUUAUAUUUUGCUGUGUGGGUAUCCUCCCUUUUAUGAUGAAAAUGACUCCAAACUCUUUGAACAGAUUUUGAAGGCAGAGUAUGAAUUUGAUUCUCCAUAUUGGGAUGACAUUUCAGACUCUGCAAAAGAUUUCAUAGCACGGUUGAUGGAGAAAGACCCUGCAAAAAGAUAUACUUGUGAUCAGGCAUUGCGGCAUCCAUGGAUUGCUGGAGACACGGCCUUGAGUAAGAACAUCCAUGAAUCUGUCAGUGCACAAAUUAGGAAAAACUUUGCAAAAAGCAAGUGGAGACAAGCAUUUAAUGCUACUGCUGUUGUUAGACAUAUGAGAAGAUUGCACCUUGGAAGCAGCCAAGAUGGAUCGAAUGCAAACACACAGAAUAACUCUAAGCCAUGCAACCUGCCAAGGCAAGAUGGGAAAUCUCACAAAGACUGUACAUCUACAAACACUUCCUGCAGCUUAGCUUCGGCAGUUUCUUCUUCAGCUGGAUCUGCAGUAGCACCAGAACAGAGACCGAGGCCUACUACUGUAACCACAGUGCAUACUGGGAGCAAGUGACUAACUACCUAAACAGAGACUGGGAAAAGUACAUCCUGGUGGUGUUCCCAGAGCUCUCUAAGCACUUUGACCCUGCAUUGUGCACUCAAGUUUGGGAGAACUAAAAUCAAGGAAACAUUUUUAUGGCCAUAUUUUAUACUGCAACUCUAAAGUAACUCAUGUACUAUGGAUUGUAUUGACUCCAUUAUGUAUCACAUGCUAAUGGAUUUUAAAGUAUCCAGUGCUAUGUAUAUGAGUCUAGCAAAGCUCUAACUGCUGGACAUUGAUUUUGAGUAAUUUUACAGCAUUUUUUUGCAAAAUAAGUAUCUAUGAUUGUAUUUUUCCAUGAUAUAUAGUUUUAACUAGGUUGUUUAAUUCAGUAUAAUUUCUGUAUUUUUUCUUAUGUUAAUAAGUACUUCCUUAAAAUGAUAAACAUUGCUAAGCCCUGUGCGUGGAGUAAUCUGUUGAGCCCAUCACAUGGAGCUUUAUCCUGUUUUAUUGCAAUUGUUCGCAAAUAGUGUUUUGGGGAUUGUUCAAAGGUAUACAAUAUUUUUCAGUAUUUUUACAUGCCACUACAGUACUAGAAAGUAUGUUCCCUAUCCCAUAGUAGUAAAAUGCUGCUAAGUUCUACUACUUAUAAGGACUAGAGUUUUGUUUGGCAUAGGAAUACAUUAAACUUUUAUUAUUCAACACAAAGAAGCUGGCACUCAGCUACCAGUCAAAUGUGACUAGUUUUCAUGGCCUUUUAUUUUUAUCUAAUUUGAGUCAUUCUACAUAGUAACACCAUAAAACACAUUAUAUAUUUUUUCUUUUCUUACUAACUCCUACUUAAAGUGGCAUAUCCUGAGAUUUUGGUUCAGAAAGACAAAGAAAACCUAUCUGAAAAAUGUUGCCAGUAUUCCCUGUUCUUGCAUAUGAUUGUCAUUUUGUAAGAACCGCGAGCUCUGCAAGGAAUAACUUGUUAAUCAUUAUAAUAAUGUUAAAACAAUACUUUAGUUUAAAUUAUACACUAGUUUGGAGGAUCUCUUGGCAACACAAGCCACUGUUCUUGUUGUGAGAAAAAGCCUUGCCUUUUAGUUUCUCUCCUCUCCUCUCCUCUCCUCUCCUCUCCUCUCCUCUCCUCUUCUCUCUCU